AUGAGUGAACCUGAAUUGGUUUAUUAUUUUGAAACUGACGAUUUUAAAAAUGUACCAGAGUAUGAGGUAGUGUUUUUGCCUUCUAUAAUUUCACAUAAUGAAGCAAUUGGUGAGUAUGAAGUAAUAAAUGGGAAUGAAGAAAUACCCUAUAGUUUUAAUGCAUUUAAAAGGACCAUAGACUUAAAGUUAAGAAAAAAUCUAAACCUUAUAUCACCAAGUUUCACAACUUACAUGCAUUAUGGUAAUGAUCAAGAAUUAUAUCCAGAAAAACCAAAUAUUUGUCAUUAUAUACACAAUAACGAUGGAUUUGUGGCUUCUGUAAGCUUAUGUGAACCAAAAACUAUGGAAGGUUUAAUAUUUUUGAACAACACAACCUUAGAAGUUAGACCUCUAAAUGAUAGACUUCAAAGUGUAAUAAAGACAAGAGAAGCCCUAACAAAUGAUUAUUAUGAAAACUUAGAAGAAAAAAAUCCUCACAUCAUCAAAAGGGCAACUUUUAAAUCUGAACAUCUAAUAAAUGAUAUAUUCCCAAUUACAAAUAUCCACCACAAAAACAUGAUUAAAAAACGCGAUUUUUUCCACUUGGACAGAGAAGCAUCCCGGGGUAAACCUGUUGGGGCCCUGCAAUUAGAAUUAGCCCUAUUUUUUGAUGAAGCAGCCUACAAAAUAUUCGCCCCGUAUGUGAAUCGCGACGAUAAAAAAAUACUGGACUUGCUUUUAGCGUAUGUUAACGGUGUACAAGCUUUGUACCAUCAUCCUAGUCUUGGUACUAACCUAGAGUUGGUAUUGGUUAGGUUGGAUAUCAUGAAAAAACAGCCCCCUAAGUUGCCCCACUAUAAUGGAGAAAGAGGGAGACUGUUAGAUUCUUUUUGCUCCUAUCAGGCGAGUUUAAAUCCCAAAGGGGAUGGAAAUCCCAAGCAUUGGGAUAUGGGACUAUAUGUUUCAGGUUUGGACUUCUACCAUAUAGAAAAUGGCAAAAAGAGUGGCGUAACAAUGGGGCUAGCUACAGUGGGCGGAGUCUGCUUGGAUAAGUACGCAUGCCUAAUAGCAGAAUUGGGUACCACAAAUGUUUUUAAGAAACCUUAUCCAAGCGCUGGGUUUACUAGCGUUUAUAUUUUGGCUCACGAAAUAGGUCACAACUUGGGUAUGCAUCACGACAGUACAGGCAACAAUUGUCUCAAAGAUGGCUUUAUAAUGUCCCCAAGCAGGGGUACAAACGGUGAAACAACAUGGUCAUCAUGCAGUGCCAACGUAAUGUCAAACUUAAACUGGGCCGAUUGUUUAACCGACUGGGGUUCAGGCCCUAAACUUUUGGAUCACAGUAAAUUUUCAGACACACCCGGUAGAUUUUACACUGCCAAAAGACAGUGCGAGAUUUUGUUAAGAGAUAGAGACGCCAUAAUGUCCCCUAACCAACAGUUAAAUACUAUUUGUUAUAAUUUACAGUGUAAAACGCCGAAUAGGAGCGGGUAUUACUUUGCUGGACCGGCGCUAGAUGGCACUCAGUGUGGACUAAAACAAUAUUGUUAUGGGGGUGAUUGUGUUACUAAACAACCUAAACCUGUUAAAAUAGUACCAGGGGGGUGGAGCGCGUGGAAACCUGCUACCUGCUCUUCAGGUUGCGUAGAAAAAUCUUUAGGUUAUCAGAUGAAAAAAAGGUUUUGUAACAACCCGACUCCUGUUAAUACAGAUGAAGGUUGUGAAGGGAGUAGUAUUGAAUUUGGCCUUUGUUAUGAUGGCAAUCUGUGUACUUCUAAAGAAUCCGUAAUAGAGUACGCAUCAAAGAAAUGUAAAGAAUUUUCCAAUUUAGUGUUAGAUCUUGACCAAACGGGGGCUGGCCUACAAGCACCUCAUGAAGAAGCACGUGUUUGGAUGGGUUGCGCAAUUUUCUGUAAAAGAGCAGAUUCAAAAAGUUACUAUACACCAAGAAUAGAACUAAAUGACUUAGGGGUUUCCCCUUAUUUCCCUGACGGAACUUGGUGUCAUAAAUCCAAUAAUAUAAAUUAUUAUUGCUUACAUCAUCACUGUUUACCAGAGCAUUUUCAAUUCACGAAAUUCUCUUCCAUUCUCAAAGGUAUAGGAGAAGACAUACCAUUUUCCCAGAACGCACAUCCACAAGGCCCCAUAAUACCAGAAAUAGUAAAAUCGUACCAUUCAUUGAAUCCAGACGGCCUUCCAGUACAAAAAACAUUCACCUCUAACGAAUUAAAACAACUCACCGAAGACGCAUGGGAAACAAACGAUUACAUCGAAGUUCCGGAGCUGAAAGAACGAUACAGGCUACGAAACGCACUUUAA
Brassicogethes aeneus is the source of this 2298-nucleotide messenger RNA. The record is from the annotation of a GenBank genome assembly. Lineage: Eukaryota; Metazoa; Arthropoda; Insecta; Coleoptera; Nitidulidae.